AUGGAAAAAAACGAAAACGAUGUCACAGUUGUAUCAGUAGACAGCCCAAAGACACCAAGCAUUUUGCCUAAAACAGGAGACAUAGUAACGGCCAAGGUAACAGUAGUAAAUCCCCGAAUGGUCCAAUGUGUAAUCUUGUGUGUUGGCCCUUCAGUUCUAGUAAGACCAUACAGAGGUAUACUCAAGAAAGAAGAUAUAAAAGCUACAGAAAAAGAUAAAGUGGACCCAUACAAAUGCUUUAGACCCAGUGAUGUUAUAUUAGCAAGAGUUCUUCCAAUGACUGAGAUUCAUUGGUAUCAUCUGUCAACAGCAGAAAAUGAACUAGGAGUUGCCAUAGCGACAGCAGAAGGAUCUCCACAAGGUGUGAGCAUGGUACCUAUAAGUUGGUCUGAAAUGCAGUGUCCAAAAACUCUGGUAAAAGAAUCAAGAAAAGUGGCUAGAAUUAUACCAGAGUACAUAAACCAGACAUUGUUUCCGAUGGGAGACAAUAACACUAAUAAAUUAGAAGAGAAAAAAGAUUAA
Molecule: messenger RNA, 522 nt
Organism: Arctia plantaginis
Lineage: Eukaryota; Metazoa; Arthropoda; Insecta; Lepidoptera; Erebidae
Source: the annotation of a GenBank genome assembly